AAUGACACAAAUAUCUUUGACGGCAAACAUGAUAUAGCAUGAUAGCAGCGCUGAAUUCUUUAUUUCAGACUUUUUUUUCUGACAUCAAUAAAAAUAAAUUAUAUUUUUCGUACAUAUUUUCUAGAAAGUUUUCUUUUUUUAAUGUGUUGGAUUAUCCAAAAUCUGUAAAUCCCCCUUGCCAGGUUGCCUUGGCCACUGCUUCACUCUCACCGACUCUUAAAAUUCCAAGAAAACCCUGCCCAUCACCUUCUUCACUCUCAUUUUCUUACAUUUCAAAACCCCAUAAUCCAAAGGAUCGAACCCAGUUUAGGUUGUAUUCAAUGGCAUCAUCCGACUCAAAAGAAUCAGCUGCCAAUAACCCUGGCCUUCACACUACCCCUGAUGAAGCCACCAAAGGCUACUUCAUGCAGCAAACUAUGUUUCGAAUUAAGGAUCCAAAAGUCAGUCUUGAUUUUUACUCUCGUGUAUUGGGCAUGUCGUUGCUUAAGAGGGUGGAUGUUACAGAAUUGAAGUUUACCUUGUUCUUUUUGGGCUAUGAGGAUGUUUCAUCGGCUCCAAGUGACCCAGUUGAUAAAACAGUUUGGACCUUUGGAAGGCCGGCUACAGUUGAACUAACACAUAAUUGGGGUACUGAAAGCGACCCUGAGUUCAAAGGAUAUCACAAUGGGAAUUCAGAACCUCGUGGCUUUGGGCAUAUUGGCAUUACUGUGGAUGAUACAGUCAAGGCAUGUGAGAGAUUUGAACGCCUGGGAGUAGAGUUUGUCAAAAAACCAGAUGAUGGCAAGUUGAAAGGGUUUGCAUUCAUUAAGGAUCCUGAUGGUUACUGGAUCGAAAUCUUUGAUUUGAAAACUAUUGGAGGAGUACUUAAGGAUUUUGCCUGAGUUAGCGCAUUACAAAGUUCAGGAAAUAAGGGUGGCAUUUGCAGGUUUCACUCGUUAUCCCGGUUUAAGAGUGUGCCCAAUACAUAAUUUCUUCUGCUUUCCAGAACUUUUCGAGAGAGGAAGCCACCAUGAAAUUUUAAUUUAAGCACAUUGUGUUCGAGUCUCUGUAUCUUCUGCUUGUCAUUGUCAACUGUUUCAAACAGACUGCGGCAGAUAAUUUGUUGGUUUUCUGAAACUAAAGUGAACCUUUUAGACUAUUAUCUCGUUUUGUGUGAACUUUUCCACACAUUAUCGUAAAGCUUGGUCAAUCUCUCGUGGCGUUUUAAAAUAUUUUGAACAAAAUGACCAUGG
Molecule: messenger RNA, 1232 nt
Organism: Durio zibethinus
Lineage: Eukaryota; Viridiplantae; Streptophyta; Magnoliopsida; Malvales; Malvaceae
Source: RefSeq, a predicted model, not a curated record